Molecule: messenger RNA, 2064 nt
Organism: Moneuplotes crassus
Lineage: Eukaryota; Ciliophora; Spirotrichea; Euplotida; Euplotidae
Source: the annotation of a GenBank genome assembly
CAUGGAAAGUUAUUGGUCUGAAGACUCUUAUGAGGGCGGCUAUUAUUCUAAGAAUUACAAGUACCAAAAAAAACCGUACCAGAAAACACAGACUUUCGUCCCUAGCUAUGGCUCUGAGAUAUCUCUCUACAAGACGAAGAUGUGUAGGUUCAUUGUCCAAUACGGUAAUUGCACACAAAACAACAAUUGCAUACAUGCUCAUAGCAAACAUGAGUUAAGAAGAGAUCCAAGGCAGCCCAUCCCAGUCUGGGUGAAAGGGAUUUAUGAAAAGAUGCAGAGAAAUAAAAACAGGAAUUACGCCAAAUUUGAUACAAAAACAACAGCUCAUCAUGAGAAGAGGAACUUCAUUUUUGAAGAAGGUGACGAAGAGGCCCACAAACCGAAAUUUGUUGGGUCAAAUAUCCCUCUGAACAGAGCACCUGCCAGAUCUGGGACACAAUAUGAUACACAUUCUGUUGGGAUCCCAGUCAUUACUGGAACACCUAUUCAGCAGACUGAUAAUAUUGAGGAGGCGUAUAAGAAACUGAAGAUUGAGAACCUUGACCUCCAGGCGACCAUUGCCAAGGUUCAGAGAGAUAACGAGGUUUUGGAGCAGAAGCUUCAGGAGUCUUCCAAAAAGUGCGUGAAUUAUGAAUCUGUCAUUGAAAAAUACAAAGGCGUGGCAGAGUCUAUUGGGUCUGAGCUCGAGCAAGCCAAGAAAGGUCAAAUGAGCAAGGAAAAUCAGACUAUCCAAGAGCUCAGGAAAAUGGUUAAAGAACUACAACAAGAGAACUCUCAACUUACUGACAAGAACAAGGAGCUGCUAAAUAGGGUUCAUAACGAAGAUCGAUCAGGUGAUGCUUACUAUGAAAUCGCUAUGCAUGCCAUUAAACAGUUGGAGGAGAUGACUAGAAGCUAUUUGACAAAGAAGUUAAUGAACCAUCCAGUAUUGACUCCUUCACUCACGAUUGUUGAUAAAAAGGAUGUGUUCAAUAUUCUGGAUCAUGAACCAUCACAUCCCUAUAAUAGGAUUCAGAAGGUGCAAAAAGCUAAAAUCUUCCCUCCUAUUAUGAAAGCAGUCCAGCUUAGAGCAGAGCUCAAGAGAAUGAUCGAGGAGCAAGAGAGCUAUGAUGAAGGUACAAAGGAAUCAGGUUUCAAUACCUAUAGUAAAAACUCUGAAGAGCUGCUUGAGAAGAUUUCCCAGCUCGAAUCUAGACUUACAGAUAGAAACCAAGAAAUUAAGGGGUGCAAUUUUCAUAAAAGAGAGCUUGAUAAUCAACUCCAUAGUUGCAAAAUGACGAUCUCGAAGCUAAGAAAUGAGUUAGAAUUUACCAAGAAGAAUUAUUAUCAGCUGAAAGAAGAUGCCUCGAACGCUUAUACUGAAGAAGAUGUGGCUGACUAUAAAAGACAGAUUACCCAGCUACAUGAAACUAUUAGAAAAUACAAAAAGGAGAACACUGACUAUAACGACCAAGUAACAGCACUACAGAGAAACCUGGUAAAGCUUAGAGCAGCUGAUGCUGAAAUCGCGAACAAAAAUCAGGAAAUUUCUGGAUUGAAGAAAGCUCAAGAAGAACAGAGCAAGCUUAUUACUGAGAGCGAGCAGAAGGUAACCUCACUGGAAGCUGAACUUCAGAAGCUCACCCAAGAGAAGCAAGGAAUUGAACAAGAUUUAGGAGUAAAGAUCAACUCUCUCAAGCAAGAUGUGGCUAGAAGGAACAAGAUAAUAUUGAACCAGAAGAAACAGAUUGACAGUCUAGCAGAUUCAGAAGCGCUGAAGCACCAAAAUGAGGCACUGCAGCAGAGACAUGUUCAGUUGUGUGAUUCUAUUGAAGCGAUGCUUGAGUGCAAGGAGACAAACGAACCCAUGAAAAUACCCUGCUUCACCCCAUCAGGUAACACUGUUGAAAAGGAGGUCAUGCAGAAAUGGAUACUAAAUGGUCAGAAGGAUCCAUGGAAUGGAAAACCAUGUAAAGACAUAAUCAAGAAUCUCUUAGCUACAGAGCUAAACAUCCUCCUAGAUCAAUAUAAGGUGAUGACUCAAUCGUAGAAGAGAAGAGGUUAUAAGUAUUCAAUGUUCAUGAA